AUGGCCUCGAAAGCAAGUCGACAGCGAGGGAAGACGUCGAAGUCUCAAAGAUCAAGCACUUCCUCUAUAGAUGCUCCCACAGUGGCCCAGCGUUCUAUUAUUAGUCAACUUUUUGUCAUUUUCAAAGCUACACCAGUAAUAGACAAGAGGGAUUUUUAUGAAGAGUAUUCCAAGUUUUUUAAAGGUAAAAGCCGUAAUGACUAUCUUCAAGACUAUGAGUUUACUGGUGUUAGUAACAUGUUGAAAACUCUUGAUAUUUUUGAAUAUUAUGGCAAAGCUAAACUCAAAUUCUCACUCUGUCGUGAAAAGCUACUCAAUUUAUUGCUAAAUCCUGAAGCUUACGCACACUUGCCUUCAGAUGAAAAGGCUAGAAUUUUUUUACUGCGUAAUGGAUUUGUUUCUAAAGAACUAUGUGAUUAUUUUAAUGUUUCAUGUCUUGAGGAUUUGCUUUCGGAUUUGCUUUCGGAUAGUGUGCCCUCUUCACCUGGUAUAGUCCAUCCUUCUGUAUCUCAUCCCUCUUCAGUUCCACAACCUCUUCUGCCACAACUUUCUUUGCCUUCUUCUCUUCCUCAUCAAUACCCUCCUCUACUUCGUCCUCCAAACCCUUCUCUACUUCCUCCUUCAAACCCUUCUCUACUUCCUCCUUCAAACCCUUCUUUACUUCGUCCUUCAAACCCUUCUUUACUUCCUCCUCUGAACCCUUCUCUACUUCCUCCAAAUUCUUCUCCACUUUGUCCUCCAAACCUUUCUCCACUUCGUCCUCCAAACCCUUCUUCACUUCCUCCUCCAAAUCCUCUACUUCCUCCUCCAAAUCCUUCUCUACUUCCUCCUUCAAACCCUUCCCCACUUCCUCGUCCAAACCCUUCCCCAUUUUCUCCUUUAUAUUCUUCUUCAUCCGCUCCUUUUCUUCCGUAUCAUUCUCCUUCUGGGUCCUAUCAUUCUGUCCCUCCCCAUAUGGUUUAUACUAAUAAUCCAUUGCUACCGGCUGCAUCAAAUCCAUCUGCUCGUCAAGCUCAAUCUGCCAAUAAAAGACCAGCUAUGUAUGAAAGUGAUAGAACUGCUGGAGAUGAUGACAGCUCUCCACCAGCACCAAAGAAAGGCAGUAUUAACAUUACUGAUAAUAAUCAAUCUUCAACUCGUGAUGAUGUUAAGAGCGUUGAUAAUAUUCAAGGGAAAAAUCCAGUAGUUUUUGCAGAAAUGGCUCAGACAGGCCCAAUGGAUUGUGAUCCUUUAUCUACUGGUCCUCCUCAUUUUCCUGAUUCUUCUGUUCAUCCACGUGAUGUUCAUCAUCCUCCAUCGUUUGUCCACAAAGAUCAUCAGAUACCUGUAUUAGACAGACUACCUCCUCCUCCAGAGUUUAAGAGAGGAGAGAAUGUUAAAGAUGUGGUCAGGAAAAUUAAUUCCUACGCUGAGAUGUUUACUGGUAUAAUCUCUUCUCGUGGUAAGCAUGUACCCCUGUCGGUGGUUGAGGAUGAACUAAAAUUAUUAUUGGGAAAGGCUAAGAGGCAUGGUUACUAUAUCAAUUUGAGGGACAUUGAUUUUUGGGUCAAUUGGGAGAAAUUGCACAAACGUACAAUUGAGUUCAUCAAAGUUUUUUGUUGGCAUUCUCCAAUCACUACCUUAUAUGAGCUGCAGAGGAUUCUGAAUGAAUCUGAGAAUGUCAGUGACUUCAAAGAGCUCAAGAUGGGCCCCUUGUUAAAGCAUCCUGAUAUUAUACGACUCUUUAAAGUCCCUGAAGAUCUUGAGACUGUACCAGAGAUAACAGCAUAUGAUGUGCAUUCCAAGUUGUUUCGAUUUUUAGAUAAGAGUAAGAAUAAGAAAAGUAAGACACAGUUAGAGGAUUUUUUGGAUUUCUUGAGUCAUACGUUUUCCAUUGAGUCUCCUCUUCACAUUUGUAUCCGUAUAACCAGUUAUCCUCUUGCAUUGCAAAUUAACUUCAAAUUUCGUAGAUCACAAAGAGAGAUAAAAGAAAGGAUUGAGUCUGAGCUAGAAAAAAAUGUCAGUGGAGAAAUAGAGUUUGAGCUCAAGAAUUGGAAGAAAAAAUUAUCAAGAAUGUCAUCUGAAAUACCAAAGGAAUUAGAACGCAAGGAUCCUAUCCAACUAUUGAGUUCAUUCUUUGAAGCCUCACUCCAAUAUUUCCCUCGUCAUUUACAAUCACGCCUGACUGGAUUUUUUCAGUUUUUACGAGAUCAUCCUGGACUGCGUGAUCUUUUCUUACUAGCUAUGUACCAAGGAGUGUACGGUAUACAAAAGAAGGUCCAUGAGGAAGAAGCUGCUUCAUCACCUGUUGCUCCUUUUGCUUCGAGCCAUUCAUCUGUCAUGUCUCAGGUGAUGACUAUACCUGAUAACUAUCGGAGCCAAAGUGAAAUAUAUAAUCAUUUAUUACAGAUGCUGAAGUCUCUUCAGUUUCCAAUUGAUUUAUCCUCACUAGUUGAGACAGAGAAGAGUUUAAUAGUUAAGUUAGGAGCAUCUUCCUUUGAAUCGUUUGGUCAUGGAACUUUCCUAGAGUUCCUCACAAAUCAUAAAAUGCUUCUUAAGUUUCUUGGUGGCAGUACUAUAGGAAGUAGUAGUAGUGAAGGUAGGAUGAGUACAGGGGGACAAAGGAAACGAGAGGAAGUUUUAGAGUGUAUAAGACAAUUAAAGGAUCUCUCUAACCAGGAAAAGGUGUCUCUUGUAGUAAUGAAGCAGUUUAAUGUUCGUUCAGUAUCACAACUCGCUUGUGGUGAUAUUGAAAAGCUUAUUUCAGAUGCUCAAAUCUCUCCUACCACUUCCUCUUGUUCUGUUCGGUAUCUUUCAGCAUUAUUGAGCAAUAGUGAAUACACUACUGAUGCAUCAACGAGUCUAUCAAUGACUUCACAAGAUGCUUUGCAAUACCUGAAAUCUGCUCCUUUACUAGCUGAUCUUGCUCUCUGGUCUAAUUGGAAACUUGUCUUUGAGCCUUCUUGUGGCUCACUUUCUCAUUUUCUCUCCUCUCAUCCUGAUGUUCACACACUAUGUGUUGAUGAUGGGGUUUUUCUUAAAAUAGAUCCUAAUUCAAGUGUGAAGGAUUUUGCAAAUGCUCUUUAUGUUAGUCCAUCACAAUCAUCAGGGCACCUUGUGUCAAUGGUAGUUAGAUCUGGAAGUACUAAUAACAUACCAGCUCAGUUGCUAGCUCAACAUGUUCAGACAAGACUCUCUGGUUUACUUAGUGAUACCAUGCCUCCUGAAAAAUUUGUUUUUGAGUGUUUGGUUUGUAUGCCAGUGGAAUUAGCAGUUACUGUUGGUAAAGAGGUAUUUCUUGACCCUUUAAAGAAAUUACAUGGUUCAUCGAAAGUUGAUAGUUUAUUGCUUAAAGCUACUGAUGAUAAUCCAUUGAGCAGAAGUUUCUUACAUACUCUAGGAUUGAAGUUGGGUAUUAAGGUAUGGAUUGAUGACUAUCUUGCCCGAGGCAAGCAGCCUAACACUAUUCCUGCUACUGAACCAGAUUUACCUGUUUUAAAACCUGUCAAUCCUGAUUUAAAUAAGAUGGAUUUUAGUGAAGAAUCUGUGGCUGAAUCUUUUCUUGAGAGUUCGUUUAAUAAUCAAUCAUCAAAUCCUAGUACGUCACUGAAUGAACCUGAAGAAUCAAACACAAUAUUCACUGAUGUGCUGCCUUUAUCUCUUACCUCACCUUUCUCUGUUGAGGAGGAGAGGGAUAAUGCACUUAAAAUUGUAGAGAGCAUUCGUAGUGAAGAGUUUGGGAUUGGUUUAGAGUUUGAUGAAAAAACUAAAUCAGUAAUGAGCAAGGGAAAGGGAAGACUUGACCGCAGUCUACAGCGUCUCUCUGAAGAACUCUACAGUAAAGACACUCACUUUGUACUUGAACUAGUUCAAAAUGCUGAUGACAACUCUUAUCCUGUCUUGACCUGUGGCUCUACUUCAUCAUUUGUUCCCAGUUUGAAGUUCACGUUAUCAAAAUCUUGCAUAGUAGUCCUCAAUAAUGAACUUGGUUUCAGUGAAAAGAAUAUAAGAGCAAUAUGUGAUGUUGGUCGUAGCACCAAAGACAGGAAUGCCUCUGGAUAUAUUGGUCAGAAAGGUAUUGGUUUUAAGUCUGUUUUUCGUGUGACGAAAACCCCAGAGAUUCAUUCACGUGGGUAUCAUAUACGAUUUGAUUCUAGUGUACCCAUUGGAUACAUAUUACCAGAGUGGGUUGAAAGCUCCAUCAGUGACGAUAUAAUUGAUCCAGGAGAACUAGCCAAGUGGACAACUAAAAUAGUUCUUCCAUUCAAAUCAGAUUCUACCAAUGCUGGUUCUAGUGACAUGAUGAGCCGCUUUCAUGACAUUCAGCCAUCUUUACUUCUCUUUCUGAAUCGACUGAGAUGUAUUAUAAUUGAAGAUUUGGAGUCAAAGGUUAUUCGUAGCAUGAAACGUCAUGAUAGAAGUAAUGGUAUUAUUGAGAUAAGGCACAAUGAUGGUGUUGAUAAGUGGCUGCUUGUUAGAAAAACACUACAUGAAGCUAAUAAGUACAAGCCGGAUGUUUCAGCUACAGAACUAGCUCUUGCUUUUCCAUUGCAAGAUGAUCUACACAAUUUUAAUUAUGACCUUAGCCCUCAGCAAGUAUUUGCAUUUCUCCCAUUGAGAAGUUAUGGCUUUAAGUUCAUAGUCCAAGGAGACUUUGACUUACCUAGUUCAAGAGAAGAUGUUAAUGCUAACAGUGCAUGGAACCAGUGGCUAAGGGAAGAAAUACCUUCACUUUUCAUGAAGUCAAUAGAUUGCUUUGAGUCUCACCUGACUGCCAUAGAAGCUAUUAUUCACAUAUUAAAGUUUAUACCUCUGGAAGGAGAAGUGCAUGAUUUUUUUCAACCUGUCACCAGUGAGAUACUGCGUAUUUUUAAGGAAAGGAAGUGUCUACCCACAGAGCCCUUCCCUGUGCACUCUUCAUCUCCUACUGAUUCUCCUUUUGAUGCAAUGAGAGAAAUCACUUCAAUUAUAUCUGAGAUACGAAGUCUCAAGGGUUCUAGUGCUGGCAUACAAUGGAAGCAACCAUCACAACUUCUUUUAAUUAAAGAGCAGUCAAUACAGGACUGCAUUCCUCAGUCGUUAUUAACUGCUUCUUUAAAAUUGUAUUAUCUUAAUUCGGCAUUAAACAAUCACUUAUCUUCCCAGAUCUGCUCACAGUUAAACAUUGGUUCCAUUAAUAUUGAUCACUUGAUGUCCGUAGCACAGUAUGUUCUCUCAAGUUAUCACCAACACAAAGAGGAACAAUUUAUGUCACUGCAGUCUAGUGCUAGUAGUGCUGAAGAUGAAUCAGAUGAGGAAGAGGUUGCUGUACAUCCAGUCAAAUGUUUGAACCAAUGGAUAGCAUUGUGGCUGUCUUGUGUGCAUUUAUUGUGUGAAGGAGUUGGAGGGAGUACUGAUGAAAUGUCUGUACUAAGGAAACUAAAGAGCUUUCCAGUCAUUCCAUUGUCCAAUGGAAAUAUUGUCUCUAUUGAUAGUGGUCCUAUUUUCUUUCCUCCUGUUUCUAGUAAAGAUGUGGACAUUUCAUAUCGUCCAGUGUAUGAUGAGCUUCGUACGGUACACACUGACCUUAUUGAUAGUGAUGAGAAGUUAGUUGCAGUUAAAGCAAAUGAUCUUUUGUUGCGUCUUGGAGUAAGGAAUCUUAAUAUUACUGAAGUCAUUGAGCAGCACAUUAUUCCACAUUUCAAAAAAGAAAAUACUGAGGAUACUAGUGAACAUUUGCUGAUUUUGUAUCUCUCAUUUAUUGAGAAUGCUAUUGAAAGAAACCAGUUCUCUCAGAAGAAAGCAAUAGAUGAACUAAAGGGACAUGUUGUUUUGAUCACUGAAAAUGGAAAAAGGCUCAAGCCUAGUGAUGAAGUGAUUCAUUUUCAUUCAAAAUACGAACCACAAUGUGAUCUUACUAAAAGUUUCCCAAAUGUGAAAUGGGUUGUUGUCUCUCCUAAAUAUCUGAACUUUGGAAAUAAAAAGAACUGGAAAAAGUUUUUAACCAGUCUUGGAGUUGAAGAAGGCAUUGCAGUGGAAAAAAUUAAUAAAAAAAUUCAUUCUAUUGAGAUCAAGUCUAAAUGGAUUAUUUCAAACUUAAAGAAUUCACCUGACGGCUAUUAUACAAUACAUGAUUACUUUUCUAAGGAUUUCGAAUUGAUUUUCAGCUCCAUACAAAGCCUCAGUUCCUCAAAACAAGUCAAGCAGAUGAAAAUUUUGUUGCAGCUUCUUAAUUCAUCAUGGAAUGCUCUUUAUAGUAAAUGUGUAACUGCAUUAUAUUAUGAUGGGAGCAACACUCAUGAAUUAGGCACUGCAGGCUCCUCUACUUUUGGUCAUUUGUUAUCAAGCAAAGCUUGGUUACCUGCUGUCAAUAUUGAUGGGGAACCUUACUCUACCUGCCUCCUUCAAGGAUCACAGCUCUACAGUAUGACAGAUGAUUUGAAAAACCUCCUUCAUGAUAAUGUUCCGUACAUAGUUGUUGACGGUAUUCAUAUUAGCUUGUUAAAGCACUUGUGUGUGCAAACUGAAAUAUCUUGUGUUGAGCUGUACCGCCUGUUAUGUAAGUGGUCAGAGUCUUCAACUUUUAGCUCGUCCAUUGAUCAUAUGAGACAGGUUUAUAUUCAUCUAAGUGAUCUGACACACAAUAGAGUCGACUUCAAUGAGAAGCCUCUGAUAUUUGUACCUUCUAUAAAUCAGUGGAGGGGUGAUUCUUCAGAAUGUGUGUCAGGGACAUUUGUUACAGCCAAGAAGGCAUGCUGGACAGACAAAACUGAAGUUUUGUAUAACAUGUUAGCUAAACGGAAAUGUUAUCCUGAUCAUCUUCCUCAAAUAUUGUCUUUUUUCUACAAUAGCAAAGAUGAUGAGAGUCUUAAAUGGAAAAUAAAGAAUGCUUUCUUCAUCCUUCAAGUGGUGAAAGAUAUGAGCAUUGAGGCCAUGAUUGAGUUGCUAGAAUUUAAUGCUUCUCUCACACAUAUUCCUUCGGAGGAUCACAUCAAAUCAUUUUAUUCAAUCAUUGAAGCAAUUUUUAAUGCAGCGGAAUCUGAAGGUGACUUUGAAGUCAACAGGCAGUAUGUUUCUGCUAAAGUUAGGCCACUGCCUGUAUUUCCCAGUAAAAAGUGGGUGUCAUUUGAUAGUCUUUUUGUUGAUGAUAAUCAUGACAUAUCAAAGCACUUUCUACAAGAUGAGCAAGUUCACUUUCUCAGUGAUGCUGGCAUGAAAUCAAACCAAAUAAAGAGAGUUAUAAAACUCUUUCAAAUACCAUUAGUCAGUAAGAAUAUAUCAACUGAUCUGAAUCCUGCAGCUAUUAGACCUUAUAAUGAUCUCAAGGUACGUUUCCACUACAUCAUGCCUCUGCUCCAGCUUUAUCUUUUUAACAAAUUCAAAGGGGAAAACAUUCCUUUGAACCAUUUCGAGGCAGUAACACAGACCUUAUCUGACUUAACCAUUUUUUCUACCCUGGAGCUCAAUUGUACAUAUUGCUUGCACAAAAUUCACUAUGCUAAUGCUCAAUUGAAGCAAUGCAUGCUUGAUAUGAAGCCAGAGACGCCACCAGUAAUAUACGUAGUGGUCAAUGAUAACAGCAAAAUUGUUGAGAUGAUGUCACUAGUUAAUGUGAUACUGUCUCUGGCGUUGCCUAAAGGUUUGAUGUCUGAUCUCAGCCAAUCUCUUUCAUUAAUUAUACAAGAGCUGUUAUUAGAAGAUCCUAGAUCUAAGGAAAGUCAAGAAUCUUUUAUUAGCAAAUAUUCUCUUACUUCCUUACCACCUGAUGUACCCAGAUGGGAUGUUGAACUACCAAAAUCAACUGCUUUUGUUACCGAGACAAAAGUGGAAGAAAAAUCUCCUCCUGUAACUGAAGUUGAAGUUGAAGUCGAAGUAAAGCCUGUUUAUGGAGCUCAUGCACAAAAUAGUUCAAGUAGUGGUGAUAGCAGUGGCUUAAAGGCAUGGCCUCCGAAAGCUCCAUCAUUCCUUGAUGUUGAAUACACUGAAAAGAUGAAAUUAGAAGCACAACAAUCUGCUUCACAUUUGGGCAGUAGUAGACAAGUGACCAAGAGAGAUGUGAUUACAAGUGAUGACAUCCAAAGGAUGAAAGGUGAAGGCAAUAUGCAUAAGAGGUUGAGACAGGAAGAUGGGCAUGAUAACGUUGAUGAAGAAAGGAAGUCACUAUCAUUGCAUGAUGAAUCACACGCUCUAUCUGAUACAGACUAUCAGCGCAGAUAUCAGACUGCUCAGACAGGAUCUCACACAGGACCUCAUUCUGGAUCCCAGUCUACUUCUGCGGCAUUAAAUAUAGAGUCCCGAUCUGAAUACAAAUCUACAGCAAACUCACAAACCAAUCGUACUAACAAUGUUACAACAAGCAGUAAUGAACUUCAGACUGGAGGCACUCCACCUAAAAAACAAAAAGUAAGCUCUGAAGUUGAGCAGCAAAUGCACCAUCAACAUGAUCAAGAAUUGAUUCCAUUGCCUUAUCAGUCAACUAAUGCCUUUCACUCGUUCAACAUGGCAUCAAUGCUAGAGCCCUUAGAAAUAACUAUUUCAAAACAUAACAACAUGAACAUGCUAAUUAACACAAAAGGAGAAGAAGAUAAUUUUGCUAUUGGACGCUGGGGAGAAGAAUAUGUUUACAAAUUCUUGUCUUCAACUGAAUCUGUACCUGUAAUGGGAUCAGUUGGUACAAUAAAAUGGGUUAAUGAAAAAGAGGAAAGUCUCUUGCCAUAUGAUAUAAAGUUUUUCCGUGAAUCUGAUGGUCAAGAGUUCUACAUUGAAGUAAAGAGCACAAUUUUUGGUGCUGACAGGGAGGGAGGAAAUACUAUUGCUUUAUCAUGGAAUGAGAUAUCCUUUGCAAAAGAGAAAGAAAAAAAUUAUUUGCUUUUUGUACUGUUUGGUGCUGGAAACUGGGAAGAAGUGAAGGUGAAGUUGUUGAGAAAUCUUUAUGGAGUCUUGCAAGAUAAUCCUUAUGUAAAAUUGUACAUUAAAAUUUAACAAUAAUUGAAUUAUUAUCAUUACAAUUCAGUAUAGUAGUUAAAAUAAUAAUAGAAAUUGUAGUUGCAUUCCUAUGUAAAAUUGUACAUUAAAA
Messenger RNA from Amphimedon queenslandica, 9034 nucleotides. RefSeq lists its product as uncharacterized. NCBI's taxonomy places the organism in Eukaryota, Metazoa, Porifera, Demospongiae, Haplosclerida, Niphatidae. The transcript has 16 exons. Bases 1 to 8940 code for a protein of 2979 amino acids. The record is from RefSeq and is a predicted model, not a curated record.